Cynara cardunculus var. scolymus (artichoke) is the source of this 680-nucleotide messenger RNA. RefSeq lists its product as uncharacterized. Lineage: Eukaryota; Viridiplantae; Streptophyta; Magnoliopsida; Asterales; Asteraceae. The transcript has 2 exons. Bases 94 to 546 code for a protein of 150 amino acids. The record is from RefSeq and is a predicted model, not a curated record.
CUCUUUUGAACACGAUUCAAACGACCCUGGCGUGAUUUGAUUUCAUCCAUAACUCUGCUAUUCAAAUCAUCAUCGGAGAUCUAAAGAUCCAAAAUGGAAAUGGAGGAACAACAUCAGCCCGAAGAACAAGCCCUAGAUCAGGUAUCCGAUGAAGUCCAGGAGCUUGAGACAUUAGAAGAAGAUGUGAAGCUUAUGGCGAAGAAGAUAGCGGAGUUUAGAGAAACAUUGCCGACUCAGCUCCAGAACACUCUGGCCUCAGUUCUCUCUGCUCAGAGGCCGGUUAAUUUGAACCAGUUUGAUAAUGAUCCUGGAACCUCCAGUAAUCCGAAUCCAGAGAGCGAGGCAUUAGUAGAACAUGACCCGAUAUAUACCGAAAAAAUACAAAUGAUUAAGCAGAAGAUUUACAACAACGCUUCUGCAAUGCCGUCCCUUUUGAAGAGAAUGAAAGAUUGUAUUUCGAGAAUCGACAAACUUGAUUCUUUCAACAGUGGAAUCCAUCCUGCUUUCAAAAGAAGAAAGAUCACCUCAGAAGAUAGCUUCAUUUGAGGUAACACCUUACAUUUGUUAAUGACUAGUAUUUGUUUGAAUGAAAGUCUAUAUGCUCGUUUUUUGGAUCGACUUGAAUCCAUUGUUAUGACCAAAUAUCAUUUAAACUAAACCUUUGACAUUUCUCCGUAUCA